Rana temporaria (common frog) is the source of this 2827-nucleotide messenger RNA. Its product is annotated as zinc finger protein 2 homolog. The transcript has 2 exons. The record is from RefSeq and is a predicted model, not a curated record. Bases 424 to 2619 code for a protein of 731 amino acids. NCBI's taxonomy places the organism in Eukaryota, Metazoa, Chordata, Amphibia, Anura, Ranidae.
AUCUGGCCCGUUGUGUGUGUGUGUGUGCUAACAUUUAUAACAUUGGAUGCAGUAAUUAUAGUCACCACAGGAUGGCAAUAUCACUCACUGCAUGUGGAACGUUUAAACAGGAAGUGAUGUAAACAAAGGAAGUGAUCUAAAGAAGAAACAGGAAGUGAUGUAUAGAAAGGAAGUGAUCUAAAGAAGGAACCGGAAGUGAUGUAUAGAAAGGAAGUGAUCCAAAGAAGGAACAGGAAGUGAUGUAAGACAAGGCGUUAUAUAAGGUAAAGACAGGAAGUUGUUAGAGACUAAAGAAUUCGUUAGGGAGAAGACGUCACUGGAUUACACAGAGGAGCAGAUGGGCAGAAUUUAUUUAAAUACAUCGGAGAGACGUCCUAUUAAAGCUUCAGGUUGUACCGCAGAAGAUAGUGACAUUGCACAUUAAUGAUGGAUCCUUCUUAUUCGGCUGAACCUUCUGAUAAAUCCCAUACUAUGACAUCAGAUGUCCAUCUAAGAUCAAUGGGUCCUUCUAAUCCUGAGGAACCUUCUGAUAAAUCCCAUACUAUGACAUCAGAUGUCCAUCUAAGAUCAAUGGAUCCUUCGAAUCCUGAGGAACCUUCUGAUAAAUCCCAUACUAUGACUUCAGAUGUCCAUCUAAGAUCAAAGAAUCCUCCUAAACUUGAGGAACAUUCUGAUAAAUCCCAUACUAUGACCUUUGAUGUUCAUCUAAGAUCAAUAGAUCCUUCUAAUCCUGAGGAACCUUCUGAUAAAUCCCAUACUAUGACAUCAGAUGUCCAUCUAAGAUCAACGGAUCUUUCUAAUCCUGGGGAACCUUCUGAUAAAUCCCAUACUGUGACUCCAGAUGUCCAUCUAUCCCAUACUAUGACCUCGGAUGUCCAUCUAAGAUCAAUGGGUCCUUCUAAUCCUGAGGAACCUUCUAAUAAAUCCCAUACUAUGACUUCAGAUGUCCAUCUAAGAUCUAUGAAUCCUAAUCCUGAGGAAUUUUCUGAUAAAUCCCAUACUAUGACUUCAGAUGUCCAUCUAUCCCAUACUAUGACUUCAGAUGUCCAUCUAUCCCAUACUAUGACCUCAGAUGACCAUCUAAAAUCAAUGGAUCCUUCUAAUCUUGAGGAACCUUCUGAUAAAUCCCAUACUGUGACUUCAGAUGUCCAUCUAAGAUCAAUGGGUCCUUCGAAACGUGAGGAACCUUCUGAUAAAUCCCAUACUAUGACCUCAGAUGUCCAUCUAAGAUCAAUGGAUCCUUCUAAUCCUGAGAAACCUUCUGAUAAAUCCCAUACUAUGACCUUGGAUGUCCAUCUAACUUCUCACAAUGCUGAUAGAUCAAAAAAUCCAUCCAAUCCCCAGAAAUCCUAUUCAAGCCAUGAGGGAGCUCACACAGGAGGGAGCUCAUUGUCAUGUUCGGAGUGCGGAAAAUAUUAUUCUAAUAAAGGUAACCUUGUUGUACACCAGAGAAUUCACAAGGGUGAGCAUUCUUAUUCAUGUUCGGAGUGUGGAAAAUGCUUCUAUAGGAAAGAUAAAUUUGUUGCACACCAGAGAAUUCACAAGGGUGAGCGCCCUCAUUCAUGUUCGGAUUGCGGUAAGAGUUUUACAAGGAAAGAAUCCCUUCUUGUACACCAGAAACGUCAUACAGGAGAACAUUCUUUUCCCUGUUUAGAGUGCGGGAAAUAUUUUUCUAGUAAAGAAUACCUUCUUAUACACAAGAGACUUCACACAGGUGAGCGUCCCUUUUGCUGUUCAGAGUGCGGAAAAGGUUUCCCUGACAAAGCGAGCCUCGUUAGACACCAAAGAAAUCACACUGGUGAGCGUCCCCAUUCAUGUUCGGAAUGCGGGAAAUCUUUUAUUUCGAAAGUAAAUCUUCGUAAUCACCUGAGAACUCAUACAGGCGAACGUUCCUAUUCCUGUUCAGAGUGCGGAAAAUGUUUUGCUAAACAAGGAAACCUCCUUAGUCACCAGAGAAUUCACACGGAGGAGCGUCCCUUUUCCUGUUCAGAGUGUGGGAAAAGUUUUUCUGCUAAAGGAAACCUUCUGAAACACCGAAGACUUCACACUGGUGAGCGUCCCUUUUCAUGUUUAGAGUGCGGCAAAAGUUUUUCACAAACAGGGUCUCUUCUUACGCACCAGAGACUUCAUACAGGCGAGUGUCCUUUUUCCUGCUUAGAGUGCGGCAAAUCUUUUUCCGACAAAAGAAACCUUCUUAAACACCAGAGAGUUCACACGGGUGAGCGUCCCUUUUCCUGCUUAGCGUGCGGAAAGUGCUUUUCUGAACAAGGAAACCUUCGUAAACAUGAAAAACGUCACGCUGGAAAGCAGUCUAGUGAGCAUCCUUAUUCAUGUUCAGAGUGCGGGAAAUCUUUCACCUCCAAAGAAGGCCUUGUUAGUCACCAGAGAAUCCACUCAGGUGAGCGUCCUUAUUCAUGUUCAGAGUGCGGGAAAUCUUUCACCAUGAAAGGACACCUUGUGAGACACCAGAAAAGUCACUCGGGUGAGCGUCCCUAUUUAUGUACAGAGUGCGGGAAAAGUUUCACUGCGAAACAAUCCCUUCUUGCUCACAUGAUAGUACACAGCUCAGAGCAUCCGAGCAACUUUCAGACUGUGAUAGAUGUUGUACAGAUCACAUAAGUCUAAUCGGAGAGAAGACGCCCGCUGACGUGUUUCGUCAAAUGGACGAUGGCUUUAAUUGGGUGGAACUGUUCAGUCCAUAGAAGACCUGUAGGAUAAAAUAUGAUUAUAUAAUGGGGCACUGGCGGUGCGUCGAAAGUGGGCGCAGGAGCGCCGCCCCCUCUCUCCUGCACCGUCACUGAAACAAUACAUAGAUUCAUGCAUUGCA